This is a messenger RNA of Anthonomus grandis grandis, 1792 nucleotides long. RefSeq names its product WD40 repeat-containing protein SMU1 (gene Smu1). Lineage: Eukaryota; Metazoa; Arthropoda; Insecta; Coleoptera; Curculionidae. Gene Ontology annotation, cellular component: precatalytic spliceosome. The record is from RefSeq and is a predicted model, not a curated record. Gene Ontology annotation, biological process: mRNA splicing, via spliceosome. The coding region runs from base 171 to 1703 and encodes 510 amino acids. The transcript is spliced from 11 exons. Gene Ontology annotation, molecular function: protein binding.
UUGCAGUUGAUGUUUUGGUUUUUCGGUGUUUUCGUUUUAGAUCUUGGUUAAAUAAUUAAUAAUUUUAAUAUUUUCUAACUUAAAUUGCACAUAAACAUCUUUAAAAGAAAUAUUAAAAUUAAAAUUAGAAGAUUUUAUUCGGUGUAUUAGUUAAAUAUUCCUAAUAAAUCAUGUCAAUUGAAAUAGAAUCAGCUGAUGUAAUUCGACUUAUUCAGCAAUACCUUAAAGAGUCUAACUUGUACAGAACUCUACAUACACUUCAGGAGGAAACUGGUGUGACACUAAACACAGUAGAUAGCGUCGAUGGAUUUUGUGCAGACAUUAAUAAUGGCCACUGGGACACAGUCCUUAAAGCUAUACAGUCUUUAAAAUUGCCUGACAAAAAGCUUAUUGAUCUCUAUGAACAGAUUGUUUUAGAACUAAUAGAACUGAGAGAAUUGGGAGCGGCAAGGUCCUUGUUGCGUCAAACAGAUCCCAUGAUUAUGUUGAAGCAAAACGAGCCAGAAAGAUACAUACAUCUAGAAAACCUUUUGGCAAGAAACUACUUUGACCCAAGAGAAGCCUACGCAGAUGGCAGCAGUAAAGAAAAAAGGCGAGCGGCAAUCGCUCAUGCUCUAUCAGGAGAAGUGUCUGUCGUUCCAUCUUCACGUCUUUUGGCUCUACUGGGACAAGCACUUAAAUGGCAACAACACCAAGGACUGUUGCCUCCUGGAACAACCAUUGAUUUGUUUAGGGGUAAAGCAGCGGUGCGAGAACAAGAAGAAGAAACUUUCCCCACCCAGAUGGCAAAACAAAUCAAAUUUGGACAAAAAUCCCAUGUGGAAUGUGCCAGGUUCUCCCCCGAUGGGCAGUAUUUAGUUACCGGAAGCGUUGAUGGUAUUAUAGAAGUCUGGAAUUUUACCACUGGAAAAAUUAGGAAGGAUUUGAAAUAUCAAGCUCAAGAAAACUUUAUGAUGAUGGAACAUGCAGUGCUAUGCAUGGCUUUCUCUAGGGACAGUGAAAUGUUGGUAACUGGUUCUCAAACUGGUAGAAUAAAAGUCUGGAGGAUUAGUACUGGACAGUGUCUUAGGAAAAUUGAAAAGGCCCAUUCUAAAGGAAUUACUUGUUUGCAGUUUUCUAGGGAUAAUAGCCAAGUGUUGAGUGCCUCAUUUGAUCAUAGCAUAAGGAUUCACGGACUAAAAUCUGGUAAAGCACUCAAGGAAUUUAGAGGCCAUAGUUCCUUCGUAAAUGAAGUUAUAUUUACACAAGAUGGACACAGUAUUUUAAGUGCCUCGUCUGAUGGUACGGUAAAAGUAUGGAGCAUAAAAACUACCGAGUGUGUGAACACAUUUAAAUCGUUAGGAUCUGCAGACUGUACUGUGAACAAUAUUCACAACUUCUACAAAAACCCCGAACAUUUUGUGGUGUGUAACAGAAGUAAUACUGUUGUAAUUGUUAAUAUUCAAGGACAAAUUGUAAGGUCUUUUGCCAGUGGUAAAAGGGAAGGCGGUGAUUUUGUUUGUUCUACAGUUUCACCGAGGGGUGAUUGGAUUUAUUGUGUUGGUGAAGAUAUGGUGCUUUAUUGUUUUUCAACUGUAACAGGAAAACUGGAGAGAACUUUAAAUAUUCAUGAAAAAGACGUCAUAGGAAUUGCUCAUCAUCCCCACUCUAACUUACUGUGUUCUUAUAGUGAAGACGGACUGGUACGACUUUGGAAACCUUAAAUAUUUUUUUAUUAUUCUCGUAUAAUAAUGUAAGUGUAUUGUGAAUACUAAAUAUUAAAAAGUAAAAAGGUUUUUUUAAAAAUUAAAAA